Acanthoscelides obtectus is the source of this 5047-nucleotide messenger RNA. NCBI's taxonomy places the organism in Eukaryota, Metazoa, Arthropoda, Insecta, Coleoptera, Chrysomelidae. The record is from the annotation of a GenBank genome assembly.
CACGGCCACCUGGACGACGCGCACCGCCGACAAUCGCGAGAUUCAACUGUUUUUCGAGUUAGUAGCGCGUUGAUUCGCGAUUGGCUAUGGCAUGACACUUUCGCGAUUGUCAGUUGUUUUCGGGGUGCCUCUUUCGACGGAGAAAACAAAAGUGUUCGCAAGACAUCACGCGAGACGUUUGUUUUUCGUUGAGUUUUAUUCGCGGGAAGCAACAGGCGAUACAACGCCGUUGGACGCGAUCGAUUGAUUUUGAACUGUUUUACGCUGUUUCGCAGGAAGCAGCGUUCGUUUUCAACUGUUUUCGAGUGGUUUUAUUCGCAAAAAGCAAGAGGUGGCAGAGUUCGUUUUCAAUUGUUUUUGAGUAAAUUCUAGACAUCUAACAAGACUUCUGAUUCCGAAUUAUCACAUAAGAAUAUCAUGGAGCGUCCCACCUUUAUUUUUUUGUGAGGUGUUAUUUUUGACUACUCCUAACGAUAAACAAUAGUUAUCAGAGAGAGCAGAAGCUUUUCUAUUUUGAUUAUCGCUUUCUUCCACAAAUGAGGUUCCUGCCUUGCUGCAAUAAGUAUUUGCGUCGACAAAACAGUUGGCAUCAAUGACCUUUCCUCAAUAAAAUCUCGGUUCGGAAGAACCUUGAUGCGAAAAUGUAACCAAAACCCAUCGUGAAGCACCAUGAGCAGCAAAAAGCCUAAAGAACAACGUACCAGACACACCAGUCUCGAGAUGCCUGACGUGGAAGCGGUCACCAAGAAGAAGCAUAGCGACAUGCUUCAACGCGCUAGGCACAAACUGCUCAACUUGAGCGACGCUUUGAAACAUCGAAAUCUUGAAGUCUCCGAAGCUCAUAAGAAAGGAAUGGCAAAAUCCAUGACUCAAGUGACGUUAGACUAUUUCUUCAAGCACGGCGGACAGAGCAAGAACCAUAUCUACGCUAAUACUUCGAGAGUGGACGAGCCGAAGAAGAAGCAAGGUCUCCACAAACAGCAUUCCGUGGGUUCGUACCCGAUCAAAAUCGAAAUCACCGACGAGGACGACCUCCCGGUGGACGCCGUCUCCGAAGGGGCGCACGCCCCCGCGUGCGAGGACAUCCCCAGAUGUGCAGAAGCCUUGGCUUUGGAGAAACCCAGGAAGAAACUGUCGUUUCGGGUACCUGAGAUCAUCGGAAAGGGAAGGUGUCACCAAAAAGUGAACGGCGGGUGUGAACUUAGUGAAUUGAGGUUGAGAGACGCUAGUGAUCCGUGCGCGUUGAGGAGGGCCAGUAGCUUUGAGGAUUAUGAUUUGGAGAGCCAGGCGAUGCGCGUGGUGCGUACGAUAGGCCAGGCGUUCGAAGUGUGCCAUAACUUGUCGAUCACGGCCCCAGAAAAUAACGUGGACCACGAAGACGAUCAGGACACGUUCACGCAGGAUCUGCUCAGCGAUCGACUCAGUGAUAUUACUAGUGAUAAGCCUAAAAAAGAUUUCUCAGAGUCUGCAAGUGAUAAGGGUUCGCUGCCCACGGACGACUGCAGCCUGAAGGAUCUAGAAAAUAAUAGAAAUUCCAGAAUACCUCCUCAACUGGAUCUCAUUCCUCCACCGCCAACGACAAACAACAGAAAAUCUCCGCUGACUUCCGGCGAGACGUACUCGUCCCCCCACUCGGACACGCUGCUGUCAGCUGCGAACGGCGCCGGUGGGGGUAACAGCGAUGGGGGUAGUUGCAACGCGUUGCCUCCACCUGGCUCGGCGCUGUCCGCACAUCACGAGCUACAACUGAUGCGCGAACAGCUCGAGCAACAAACGCAGCAGACUCAGGCGGCCAUGGCGCAGCUGCAGCUCGCCCGGGAACAGCUGCAAGCUGAACAGGCGGCAAGACUGGAGGCCCAAGCACGCACCCACCAACUGCUGGUGCACAACCGCGAGCUGUUGGACCACAUCGCCGCAUUGGUGGCACAUCUUCAAGGCGGGGAUAAACAGGGACAACAGCAGACGCCCCCGCAUAUGACCAUGCCGCAGAACCAGCACCAGAUGGCAAUGUCCGACGGUUACGACACCUCCGAGCCUUCCUCUUCGGUAGACAGCAGUCCGGUACUGCCUCCCUUCAGUUACAUACCUCAUAGCCUCAUCGAGAACAGGGCUGCUGUUGCGCCUUGCCUUCAACCUUCCUCACCUCUACGAACCUCCUUCAACCCUGCAGCGUUCCCUUUCGGGUACGCCCCUGGGGAAGGUGCUUCAUUCGAGGCGCAACUCUUGCAGAGGUUACAAACGCUAGGUAGUUACCCUGCGUAUCAUCAAGGGUACUACCCGCCUUAUGUGCCUCCGAUGUACGGUUCGCAAACUUUGUUGAACAAUAGUUACACUUUGCAGCCUCCGCCACAAAAAAAGAUGGCGCCACAGUCGCCGAUGAUGCCUAGGAAUUCGUAUGCAGGUAGUACUUCGGUGCAAGGAAGCAGGUUGAGUCCCGCGAGGAAUAGCGAGCCUAGGCAGUUGCCUACGCAGUACCAGAAUAUGAAUCUGAGAGUCAAUGAUCAUCAGACCUAUCAGACGCAAAGUAAUACCUGCCAGUCUCAUAAUAGCGCUUGCCAAAAUCAACAGUACCAAGCUCAGAACGCAAAUAGUACGAGGUCGAAUGACCAACAAUUUCAAAGACCGCAGUACCAGCAAAACACUAAUCAAAACCAACUUCGGGUACAACCUAACAACAGGCAGCAAAGAGAAACCACUCCGGUACCCCAAACCCCAAAUGAAAAGAAGCAAACUCAGUUUAUUAAACCUCAAGCUCAAAUGGGUACUUUAACUACUACAGAUUCUGACGGAAGAAUGAGGGUGAUAGUACCGGUACCUUCCAACUCAAAUGAUAAUAAUGAAAUGAUGAGUAACUUGAGGCUAGACGAUACUGGGCACUCUCAUAGUUCUCCAGUUACUAGGUCCAAGAGCGAGAAAGUACCAAACAGGAGUCAACUGAUGGCUGAAGUACAUAGAACUAUUUGGGCACGACACACUACAAAGUAGUACCCAUCACAGUUAUCCCCAGUUAAGAAGAUGCAAUACUAGAUAGUUCUUCUAUUGGGGAUCUUAAGACAAAGACACUUUGGCCUCUACAGACGUUUGAGCUACUCGCCGUACCAUCAAGGGUACUAUCAGCCUGUUGGGUCUCCAAUCUACGGUUUUCAGCCUUUAAUAAACCCUCAAUAGCCACCACCUCAUCAGAAGAUGGCAUUUUAGUCGCCGAUUAUCUCCAGGAACUCGUAUGCAGGCAGUACUGAAGUACAAGGGAGUAGGUUGAAUCCCGCAAGGAAUAGCGAGCCUAGACAAUUGCCUACGCAGUACCAGAACUUGAAUCUGGUCUGACCACCAGACUCAAAAUUGUUCCUAUCAGUCUCAACAGUCGUCAAGUAGUACCUGCCAUUCUCAUAAUAACGCUUGCCAAAAUCAACAGUACCAAGCUCAGAACGCAAAUAGUUCGAGGUCGAUGACCGACAAGCUCAAAGACAGCAGUACUUGUAUGCAGGUGGUACUUUGGUGUAAGGACCUAGGUUGAGUUCCUAUCAGUCUCGACAGGAGUACCUGUCAGUAUCCGCAGUCACUUAAUAACUCAUGCCAAAAUCAACAGUAUCAAGCUCAAAACGCAAAUAGUUCGAAGUCGAUGAUCAACAAGCUCAAAGACAGCAGUACUCGUAUGCAGGUGGUACUUCGGUGCAAGGAACUAGGUUGAAUCCCGCAAGAAAUAGCGAGCCUAGACAAUUGCCUACGCAGUACCAGAAUUUGAAUCUGGGAUGACCACCAGACUCAAAAUUGUUCCUAUCAGUCUCAGCAGUCGUCAAGUAGUACCUGCCAUUCUCAUAAUAACGCUUGCCAAAAUCAACAGUACCAAGCUCAGAACGCAAAUAGUUCGAGGUCGAUGACCAACAAGCUCAAAGACAGUAGCACUUGUAUGCAGGUGGUACUUCGUUGCAAGGAACUAGGUUGAGUUCCUAUCAGUCUCGACAGGAGUACCUGUCUGUAUCCGCAGUCACUUAAUACCUCAUGCCAAGUACCAAGCUCAGAACGCAAAUAGUACGAGGUCGACCAACAGGCACAAAGAGAACAGUACCACUAAAGCUCUAAUCAAAAACAAGUCACAACUGUGAGUACAACCUAGGCAACACUGAGAAACCACUCCAGUACCCCAAACUCCAAAUAAAUAGAAGCAAACUCAGUUUACCAAACCUCAAGACCCGACGACAGACUACAAAGUAGUACCCUGUGACUCAGCAUAGCGAUUUCCAGUUAAGAAGAUGCAUUUCUAAACAGUUCUUCUGUUCGAGAUCUUAAGACAAAUAUAAUAUGGCCUCUGCAGACUUUUUAGCUACCCAAAGUACCAUCACGGGUACUAUCAACCUACUGUGUAUCCAAUCUACGGGUUUCAGCCUCUAUUAAACGCCCAACAUCCACCACCUGAAAAUAAGAGUACCUCUAGGAACUCGUAUGCAGGCAGUACCGCAGUAUAAGGAAGUAGGUUGAGUCCUCCGAGUAAAAGAAUUUGAAUCGAAGGGUCAACGAUGUUCAAACACAAAAUUAUUCCUAUCAACAGUCUCAAAAUAGUACAUGCGAACAUCUCUUAAUCAACAGUACCAAGAUCAGAAUGCAAGUAACAACAGAUCCAAGGAACAGCAGACAGAACAAAAAAAUUAUUUGUAUUCAAAUAAUGCUUUUUUGUUAGGUAUAGCAAAAACGUAAAUCAAAUUUGGAUCCCAGCGUAACUGCAGCUCAAAGACGUCAUAUGAAUAAAUCAUAGUGUUUAAUACUAGAGAAAAGAUAAAGAUAACAUUACAAAUUGUGACCACAGAAAAGUGAGAAACGCCAACGUUCUCUGUGGCCAGAAUAACAAAUGGCCGAACAAUUUUAUACUUUCGGUUAUGUAGUCUUUUGUGUCUUUAAAAUUAUCACUAACGUCGUGCCAAAGUUAUGCAUAUAUUGUUGUAAAUAUAGGUAUAAUAUUUAGUUGCGUGACGUGAAUAGAUGAUGAAAAAUAUUUCUUUGUGAACGUAGAUAAUAAACCAUAAUGUCAUUUUUCACAUUCAUUGUAUAUAGC